GCUCUGGUGACGCAACAUUGGGUCGAGGCGCGACCCUUAAGAACUCCAAAUCCUCAAGAAAGUGCUGGCAGAGUUCACUUCGGCCUUCUUCAAGGAAAGAAGGAACUAAACGUCGCUUAUGGCUGGAGGACAUAUCAUAUCUCUGGUAUCAUUGGGCUAUUGGGCACCGUGAUAAUUUAGCUUUAAAGUAUUUAAUAUUGGAGUUUUCAAUUGAAUUGGAUCUUAUUACUAAUCAACGCCUCAGAAUAGUCAUCCAAUGUUCUUUGAAUGGCAACCAUCAGGUUCAUAUGAGAGAGAGUACCCCAAAUGAUCAAGCAAGAUCCGACAGUGAUGUCCUGGGGACUGUGGAUCAGCACUCUAACAACAACCUCGGCUGCACUUGUCACCGCUGGCCUGGCUGCUCUACUCGCCGUUUUGAACACAGCCACUUCUCCUAGAUCUAAGAUCCUUUCUGACCCUGGAGUAUAUUUUAUAAAUAUCUUAACACUACUAAUGUGCAUGGCGAGUACGAGUACUUGGCUGGCGCAGUAUUACACGAAGCUAUACUUCAACGUGCUUCCAAAGGAGGACAUUGAUAAUAUGUGGACCAGCGAAGGUUCUGCCGAGCUUGGUUAUUCAUUUUGGCUGGUUGUUUGUGCUGGUGUGGUGCAUUUAAUCAGCAUAGCAUUGGUAGGCUGGGGCUCAGGACGAGACAAAAUCGAACGCCUGGAGACAAUUCCCGCACUGGAGGAAAAGACCGCCGCGGCAAUAAUGCUGUAUUGAAUCCCAAGGCUCUUGAGACGAGGACUCAAAGACAGAAGAGAUCCAUUACAAAAAUUACACAGAGUGCUGCUCAUAUUUGUUAGCGUGUGUCGAGGCAACAGGAGUCGAUUAAGCAGAGAGCUGGCUACGAUAUUUCUGCUAUUCGAGAAAAGACAAGUUCCUAGAUGUUUGUUAGCAUACUUAGCAUCGUAAUGUAAAAAAAAAAAAGGAAGAGCAAGCACGUUAACGGUAUUACCACUUAAAUCGUGUUAAAGCUUCAGUGUGAAAUUUGAAGAAUGUUAAAGAAAACCUUCGAUUUAUAUAAUACAAUUAUUGUCCGAUAUUCGGAUCAUGAAUUUGUUGAAACAUUUAAGAAUAAAUGAAACGCGAAAUCCAAACUAAAAUUUCACUAAACCGAGUGCAAAGGUGGAAACACGAUUUUUGUAACGAUCUGAUCAGAAUGUAGUUUCCGGCUGAACGCUUUUAUUUAAAAAAAUAUGACCGCGAGCUUUUCAGACCGCUGAAAUUACCAAGAGUGGAAACCAGGCCAUGUAAUUGAUCGUUUCUACACGGAGUUAUGAGCUUGCACCGUAAUAUUGCGUGAUUCAAAACAUUUUGAACAGUUGAGUACGCGUGUGACAAAGUGUAUACUAUACAUGAUGAACUAUAUCUAUAUUUUCGUGUAACAAUUUCGAGAAAUAUCAGAUAUAAAUAUAUACGUAUACCUAUGCGACAGUGCAUCGCGAUUUGUUUUAUUAUAAUAACAGUACAUUUCGGCCAUCGUCAUUGAAUCACGUCGGUCGAUGUCUUCUCUAAAUAUCUUCAUUGUUUUUUCUAAUCUUCCUUGCGUUUGAAAUAUCUAGUUUUAUACGCGCAUUUAUUAAUGCUUAAAUUAAUCUUCCUCCCUUUUUAGAAACUUCUAGCCCUUUUCUUGCGUACAGUAUGAUUAACAAUUAGAAUUAUAAGAAGGGUAGUAUAUAUAUUUCUUGCCGUUUAGGUAAAUGAAACAGAAAAUAGAUAAUAAAUAGUGUGUUCAUGUUUUCUAUCUGUACGUUUGUCGGCAGCGACGAAAAAAGUCAACUUAACUCAAGAUUUCAUGAAUAUUCUGUUCAUUAAGUUUCAUAGGUUGUAAAUAGAAACGGAGUUUGAUACUCUGUAGUGAUUUAUUUAUUACGUAGUAUCUUAAUUAUUAACUAUAUCAUAAAUGUAAUAAAACAAUUAAAAAGACAAUACGGAUAA
Messenger RNA from Bombus huntii, 1980 nucleotides. RefSeq lists its product as uncharacterized. Bases 307 to 762 code for a protein of 151 amino acids. The record is from RefSeq and is a predicted model, not a curated record. The transcript has 5 exons. NCBI's taxonomy places the organism in Eukaryota, Metazoa, Arthropoda, Insecta, Hymenoptera, Apidae.